This is a messenger RNA of Rhodotorula graminis WP1, 240 nucleotides long. RefSeq lists its product as uncharacterized. The transcript is spliced from 2 exons. The record is from RefSeq and is a predicted model, not a curated record. Lineage: Eukaryota; Fungi; Basidiomycota; Microbotryomycetes; Sporidiobolales; Sporidiobolaceae. Bases 52 to 240 code for a protein of 62 amino acids.
CACGCGCCUGCUGCCGUGCGAGCGCUCACUAUCCAUCGUCGAGGCAUCAUCAUGGCCACUGCGCCCAUCAGCGUCGCGGCAGCAGCUCUCACGGACCCGCAUGACGUCGUCAUCAGCUCGGCGGUCGGCUCCCUCUUCGACCUCUAUCACGACGGCAUCGGGUCCCUGUUCGCGGCCACGGAACUGUCUAUCGUCAUCGGCAUGAGCAACCUUCGCAAGUUGACUUGCCUCGCCUCUUGA